GCCUGCAGCAUCCACACUCCCAGUCCUGAGAGCUGCACUGUUACUGAGAGCAUCCACAGAAGUUCAGCCACUCAGGAAAACCACCUGGAUUCCUGCAGCAGAAGCACAAACUUCUCACAGCCUCUGUAUUUUGGACUCAACCCCUGAGCUUAGAUCACUGCAGACCAUUUACACCAAAGACUGAUAAAGAUGCAGCAGCACUCACACUGCUCUCUGCUCCUUCUCCUCAUGGCUUUCCUCACUGGGAUGGUUCUGUCCCUUCCUCCAACUUCUCACAGGAGCAGAGUGAGACGUCAGAAUAUGAAAGUCCGCAUCAGCGCCACAGGAGACACCAUCGUGAUGAAGUUUCUGCGUCCUAACAUUGACACCAAGCUUGAGGGCUACAUCCUGGGGUACGGCAGCAGCAUGUUCUCCAAACAGUUCAUUCAGCUGCCUGAGAACGGACAGCCAUAUGAGACUGAGUUUGAUGCUGAACCCAAGUAUCUUAUAGCUGUACAGCCUAUCCCAGUCAAUGAGGUGAAAAAGCAGUGCAAAGGUAAAGUGGAACUGGAAAAGCCGCUACAUUUGGUCAUUGGGUCGGUGACCCCCACCUCAGUCCUUCUGUCCUGGGGGACACUGCUGAAAACCCCCUAUGAAGGGAACAUUAUGAAUGACUGUUUAGAAGAUGGACACUAUACGGUUCGUUACCGUGAGAAGAACAGGAAGUGGAACUACCAGACCUGCCCGACUAGUGAUACGGUCAUUGACAAUCUGAAGCCGCACACCGUCUAUGAAUUUGGUGUCCAGCCUAAUUCUAAAGAUGGCACCGGGUUGUGGAGCAAACCCGUGCUUCACAACAUCAGCACUGCAGGUGUCCAAGAAAAGGUUGUCAGAAGAAUCUUCAAGUAUCCCAUCAGCCCUGUGAAACCCUUCACUCCUGCUCCUCCAUCCUUCUUGGUUCCUCCUCAACACACUCCUAAAAACAGGACGCGGGCCCGACAGUCCUUCUCCAGAAUCAAAAUCCCACAAGCAACUCUUGCUCCUACAACAGCUGCUAAGCAGAUAUUUUUGCCAACCCAUGGACCCAAACUAUCUGUGAUCAACAAGCAGCCUAUCGUCACACAAAACCCAGGAGGAGAAGAACUCUCCAGACCUGUUUUUACUCCUUUCCCAGAGGUUCUUCUAGCUCCCAAGGUUCGCUCUGAAGUACUUGUUGCAGUCACCAUAGCAUCUGUACCAGUAUACCAAGGCAGACUGGAAAAUCAUGGAGACCAUCCAAAACAAAUCCCCCAUCCUCUACCUAAAGCACAAACUGAACCUAACUCAAAGCAUCUACAGCACCCACCACAGCCAAUGCCGAAACCUCACCUUCCUCCACUGAAAUCCAUUGAUGAAAGUAUGCCAAAACCACAUACAACAUCCCAACCUGACCUCCAAACCAAACCAGAACCUCAAGUGACAAUCCAGACUGAACCUCAGACCGAGCCACUUUCAGAACCUAAACCAGAUUUCCAAUCAGUUCCUUGGACAACAGUAAUGCCUCACUCUGAACCAAAGCCUCAGCCAUCACCCCGGACCAAACAGCAAAACCAGCUGCUAACACAUCUGCAACCAAAGACCCACACCAAACCGCAAACACAACUUCAGACAGCUUCUCUGCCACUCCCUGUGACACAUCAUCAAACCACGCCGCCACCACCCCAGUACAUAGAUUAUGAAGAAGCGGCACCAACGAAGACCCACCCCCAACCUCCACUUCAGCCAGAUAUUUAUUUUUUGAAAAAUCCACAAAACCAUUCACCAGCACCGACAACACCAAAAACACAACCUCAGUUAAUCCAACCAACACAAAAACCAAAGAUGAUAUUUGAUCAUUCUAAGUCUACCCCACAAUAUGUACCCAUGAAUUUAGGAGUAAAAUAUCAAAAACCUACAACAAAGCCAAGAAUUAAGAACCAACAUGGUCUCCCAAACCUUCAAUCACGCCCUCAGCCACAGUUUCCACAAAAGUCCCCAUUUCAACCUAAAGGUCUACCGAAGGAACGUCAACCAAGGAUUCAGUCUCAGCCUCAGACCAGGACCAAGUCUGAUCACUCCAAGGGUUCUCCAAGGAAGACAGUUCAUAGGGCUCCUAGUCAUCCAGAAGAGGGAAAACCUCUAUCAAGACCUGGCCUGGCCACAGAGAAGGCUGGUAGUUACAAUCUUGGUUCUGGCACCAUUAGAUCUCCAAACCAAACCAGAGCCAGAACAUCCAUUGCUGAAGUUCCCCGUUCUGCCGUUAGCUCAUCGGUUUCCACAGGAGGAAGAAAUGCCACGGUGACUCGCAACCGGGUUGCUUCUCAUUCCAGUAAUCCUGGUGUCCAAACAUUCUCUCCAUCCAAGACAGCUACCUCCCCAGCUACCUCCUCUCACUCUUCCAACACACCUGACGCCAGUGGGGCACAACAUAGGGGCAAUGCUCUUCCUAAACCUGUCGCAUGGUCAAGAGAAAAACCUGUUCAACGACCCUCUGUUUCUGGCAACAAGACACCAAACCUGGUGGGGAAAACAAGUGAUCAUGAUAAACCCAUGGAUCUGAAACAAGGAGACCAGGAGUCCACCUUGAAGUCAUUCCUGCUGGUCACACCCAAACCAAAGCCUAAACAGAGGCAGCAGACAACCACAGUGGUCCCAGCAGUUAACAGCACUCGUUUGGAUCUAAAUGAAAACUCCUCCAUUUUCAGCUCCUUGCCUGCAUCAGAGGUAGACAUAAUGGGCAAAAAACGCUUUAUAGCUCCUCAUGUCAUCUACAAGACAGAUAAGAAGCCAGAUGAGCCGUGCUCCAUCACCUCCUCCCUGGCUUACUUCUCUGAUGAGGAAGGCGGUGAUGUGAAUGUCACUGGUCCUCCUCGCACACCACCAUCCAACCUCACUGUGGUUACUGUGGAGGGCUGCCCUUCCUUCGUCAUUCUGGACUGGGAGAAAUCUGAUAAUGAAACCAGAGAGUAUGAGGUAGUGUCAACAACCACAGGCCCGAACGGACAGAAAGUGUCAAUCCUGACAACCAACCAGACACACACAACGGUGGAAAAUCUUACACCAGACAGCAGUUAUGAAUUCAAAGUUACACCAAAAAAUGAGCUUGGAACUGGACCAUCCAGUGAUCCUGUCACUUUUAACACAGAAUCAGCGGAUCCACGUGUAAGCGAGCAGGCCUCAGGAAAAGAUGCCAUCUGGACACAGUUCCCAUUUAAAGCUGAUGCCUAUUCUGAAUGUAGCGGAAAGCAGUACAUAAAGAGGACUUGGUACAGAAAAUUCGUGGGAAUCCAGCUCUGUAACUCCUUGAGAUACAAGAUCUACUUGAGUGACUCCCUUAAUGGGAAGUUUUACAACAUCGGGGAUCAGACAGGGCAUGGUGAAGACCACUGUCAGUUUGUAGACUCUUUCCUGGACGGUCGGACUGGAACCCAGAUGUUGGCUGACCAGCUACCAAGCCGGCCAGGGUUCUUCAGAGCGUUGAGACAGGAACCGGUCAUGUUCGGACAGAUUGGAGGAAAGUCUCAUGUGACAUACGUUGGCUGGUAUGAGUGUGGCACACCCAUACCUGGAAAAUGGUAAAAUUCCCCAUGGCUUUCUUGGAUGAUGUCUUUAUCCAUUGUGAGAAGAAAGAUAAGAUGCCUGAUCAGGCCUGAAGGAACUUGAGACCAUCUUCUUGGACCGCAACAUCUGUUUGAUUUUUCAUUGCAACCUUCCAGGGUUGAACCUUUAAAGGACUAUUGUGUCUCACAAAACCAAACUAUAACAAUUUGUGUAUUUAUGAAACAAAAUCUCACUAUGGAUGACAGUAGGUCACAAAGAUACUGUUGGGAAGCUGGCUCCCAAACUGUAGUAACUUGGGUGAUAAUAUUUAUCGAGGUGUUGUUAAUGAACAGUCUGUGUGCAGUCAGAUGUCUGAGAUGUUGAAGGAGAAAAAUGUGUCCAAUACUUCUCUGUCAGAGAGCACACACUGUGGCCAUGUGUGUACAGAGAAAAACUACUUUCAUGGUACGUGUACAGUGCAAAAACACAGAAAUGCAAAACUGACCUUCGGAUGUUGGAUUAAAAUCAGUUGCAGAUUGCACAGUGUUAAACUUAUGUUCAUAUAUGUAUAUGGUGUGAAAAAUGAUACAUUUCUCUGUUUUAAUACAUUUCUGUGGCUUUGACAAAUCUUAACCUAAUAUAAGAAAGCCAAAGUUUAGAAGUAGUAGAGAUUUUCUUUUUUUAUAGGCAAAUACAGGUCAAAUGUAUGUAUGUAUUAAUGUUAUUGUCUUUCCUGAUUUUAGUUGUUUAUUGUGCAAUUUAUGCUUCCAGCAAUAAAUUUGGUUUUUAUACUUCCA
Girardinichthys multiradiatus is the source of this 4334-nucleotide messenger RNA. RefSeq names its product target of Nesh-SH3 (gene abi3bpa). Gene Ontology annotation, biological process: extracellular matrix organization; positive regulation of cell-substrate adhesion. NCBI's taxonomy places the organism in Eukaryota, Metazoa, Chordata, Actinopteri, Cyprinodontiformes, Goodeidae. Gene Ontology annotation, molecular function: protein binding. The transcript has 23 exons. Bases 190 to 3576 code for a protein of 1128 amino acids. The record is from RefSeq and is a predicted model, not a curated record.